This is a messenger RNA of Acanthaster planci (crown-of-thorns starfish), 6009 nucleotides long. RefSeq lists its product as uncharacterized. NCBI's taxonomy places the organism in Eukaryota, Metazoa, Echinodermata, Asteroidea, Valvatida, Acanthasteridae. Gene Ontology annotation, cellular component: plasma membrane. The record is from RefSeq and is a predicted model, not a curated record. Gene Ontology annotation, molecular function: protein binding.
AUAUCCGCAGCCACAAUUAGUCAGUUCAAAUUAAAGUAUGAGUUUAAUUAAAUCUGAUAGGAUAAGCCUCAAAUGAGGAAUUUGCAUUUUUCUGUAAAUGAAAAAUGGACUUGGUAGUGCUGCCUUGACCACCUAAAACACUGAAAUGUUCAAGAAAUGGGAAUCCAUUUAUAAUUAAUCAUAACUGCUUAAAUUUUUUUCUUUUAAAUCAAGUUUUGAAAACAUGUCAAACGCGAAUAAUUGACUUUUUGAAUGUUCGAUCUUCACUUCAGUGGAAUACAUUGUACAUUGUUUUCAUAGGGGAUUCUGAUGGACUUUGUCAUAUCAGCUGCUACCUUUCAAGUGUUUGGAUUCUGCCAGAAACAAGCUUCUACAGUACAAAUUUUCUCAUUUACAAGAAAACUUUACCUUCUUUUUUUCAUGAAUUUUACAUUCAAAUAUUCGAAAUCGAAAAGCAAUCGAAUACUCGAUAAGGGAUGGAAUAUUUGGAAAUUUGGAACAGCCCUAAUUCAUUCAAGGCGCACACAAAAUUAACAGGAGGAAAAUAUUGGUCUUUGAAUGUUUUAAAUGCAUUGCUUUAAUUUGUUCACCGUUUUUUUGAGCUUCCACUUUUUAAACUAUUAAAUGACUUUAUGUUUUGGGUCUCGUUAAUAUAUAUUUUCACCUAUUGGAGUAGCUAGGCCAUAUUUUGUAUGUAAAAAGACUGAUUGGCGGGGUGAUGCCGACAGCAAUUGUCUGUGGUUCCGUUUUUCUCCGUUAGACAACUCUCUGCAUAUAUCAUUUGAUCUUGAGGACACAGGAGAUGCUUGAGCACAUGGUAAUUGGUUUCGCAAGACAAAUUAAUAUGGCGACCAAAAUUUCAAAUUGAUUGCCAUAACAACGAAUAAGAACUUGCAACUAAAAUUUAAAAAACACGCCACUGAAUGGAACUAUGCACCAUGUUUUUCAGUGAGCAGUAAAAAGAACAUAUAGCAUACGAGGAAAUAUAAACGAGUUACUACUUUGUUCGUGAUUGCCAGUGUACAAAAGCAAUAGUACAAGUGUUGAAAAGGAUUGAAAUAUGUUAUCUAAAGGGAUUUUGCGUUUUAAGUUUGUUUAUUUGAGCUAUGACCUUAAAAGCAAGGUGUAGUUCCAGUUUGAAACCAAAUACUUUAAACAGUUGGACAUUGUUAUUCACUAGGCCCGGGAAUUUGACUUUAAACGUUUUUUUUGCCGACUUCUGGAAGUGCAAUGCUUUGAAGUUGAAACAAAAAUUGCUUCAUAAAAUCUUCGCUGGGCGUAUUUUUGUGAAGCCCCUUUUUUCCAAACUGUGAUCAGUGGCUUGUUGACGGGGGCUCUCAACUCGCUGUUUGGGUGCUAAAAACCUCCAGAUUUACUCCUUACAUCCCACAGUUCGAAUUUGACCCCACCGAUAAUAGUAUACGAGUGUUAUGAAAACUUCCUGUUACUCCCCAAGUGAAGGUUAUCUGCAUUCGCUGCUGUAUUAGGGCCUUUAAGUUGUAGUCCAUCACACGAUCCAAGAACCAGAACACAAUUUUGUUGAUCUACUUUGCAGAAAAUCUUACCCCCCCCCCAAAAAAAAUCUCCAGUUUCUGGUCAGUGCGCGCCGCGCGUCGCCGUAGACCCGUGCCUGCGUGUCGGCAAAAUAAACAAGUUUUUAAUAAGGUAUAAUAUACGAUAUCCAAAAGCUGCCAAACUUGCUUGAUAGACUGGAACCCUGCUGCUGCGUAAUUUUAACGUCUUUUAGAUGGGGCCCGAUUGAGUAAUAUAUACAGUAAAGAGUCCCCCUAGGCUUCAUAUAUUAAAAGUCAGUCACUCUUUUUCAGAUGACGCCAGUCCUGUAUUAGAAACCUGCUGUUUGAGUGAGAAGAACACUGAGAAUAUUGCCCCCAAAACAAGUUGUCAGUUCUUGUUAUAUUUUUGGUCUUUUUGUUGGUGCUAACUUAUUUAUUCACACUUCUCAUAGUAGCAAGGCCAUAUGUUCUAAAGCACGUAUGAGGGAAAAAACGCGUCGUAGCACCACUUGGAGCCAGCCCCUGACCAGAGACUGGAAAGGUUUUGGGGCCUUUAUGCACAAAAGCAAACGUAACUUUGCAGAGCAUCAGCCAAUUAAAAGCAACACACCACGUCAAGACUUUGGGGCUUGUAACAUUUUUGUUGUGCAAAUAAUUAUUUCAGUGCUAGACAAAAUUUCUUUGCGUAGUAUAUAUAGCCAUGAAUUUGGUUUCAGGUCGAUGCGUCCCUUUAAGUACCGGUACAGUUGAUAACCACUGCAAUCUUACCCGGGGGAAAUGUGUUGUUUUAUUUCCUGCAGCUCGACGUGUAUAAUUAAUGGAAAGUUUCACUUUCCUUUUAAUGUUUUGCACAGUGCGAAUUGAUAUAUAGAUCUCCCUUCACUAAGAGCUCUUGCAUAAACAGUUACUCCAAGGUUUGGUGCAUUCGUUUGUUUCAUUUAGUUUUUAGAUUAUGCUCGUUUAGCUUCCGUAUAGAGCUGACACACCACUCUAAUUGGUGAUCUUAGUCAGGGUCAUACAUUGAAAUGUAAUCUCUCUGAAAAGUUGUUAAAACUGGGCAGUCGUUAAUGUAGAUUGGUAGCCAACGCGCCACGUUUUUGCCUGUGAAUAGACUGGUAAAAUCACCGAUGGACAACUAUAAGUUGCCUGUGCUCUUGAACUUAGUGCAGUUUCCUUCUUUCCCCUUGACUAAAUACAGAGCUCCUCCUCGUGUUGCUGUGGGGCGUCCUUGUGAAUUUGUGACAAGUUCCUUAUCUUCUGGAGUCUGAACAAAUCAAAGUGAUCCACACACUGCAUCGAGGGUGCUCAUCAUGGCAAGAGAUAACACCGUGAAGGGACUUUUUCUGCUUCUCCAAGUUCUUCUGGUGUCUCACCGUGAACCCGUGCUGGCUGUGUCAGACACGGAAAGCGGCAAUCCACCGAGGAACUACGAAGGCUGUCUUCAGGGGUGUUUUAAUAAUACAGACGUCUCAUGUGUCGGCUAUGGACUUACGACCAUCCCGGAUACUCUGGAAUGUAAGAAAGCUAUGAUCUUGGACCUGAAGCGAAACCGCAUUAAGCAGCUUCCCACGGGAGUCUUUUCUGGGUUCAGGGAAUUGGUGAUCCUCUUGCUGAGCGGUAAUGAGAUAGUAGAUAUCCCCUUGGGGGUCUUUAGUGACCUAGAGAAUCUGCAGUCGUUGUAUAUUGACAAAAACAAUCUCACCAGCCUUCGCGAGGGUGUAUUUCGAAACCUGACGAACUUGCACAAUCGGCUGUUGCUUACAGCAAACCAGAUUACCGAGAUCACCACCGGUGUGUUUGAAACCCUGAGUCUCGUCAAAACUUUGGCUAUAGAGGAGAAUCGGAUCACUUCCAUCCAGGCUGGCGCCUUCCGAGGCAUGAACAGUCUUGUCAAUUUGGUUCUGAAGAAGAAUGUCAUCUCCAGAAUCGCCAGUGAGACAUUUUCGGGACUGGGUACGUUGGAAGUCCUCGACCUGAGCGAGAACCGCAUCGAAGCCCUCGACAGCGACGCUUUCUCUGAAUUAUCAAACCUGAAGCAGCUCAAACUCAACUCAAACCGCAUCACUUCCGUGGCACCAAUUGUAGGCAUGCCACAACUGAACCGUUUAACGCUUGCAGACAAUGAAAUACAGUCAGUCGGAGACAACCUUUUUCUUUUGAGGAGGUUAGAAAAGCGAGACAUCACUGUUACGUUCGAGCAGAACCCACUUAGCUGCAACUGCUCCACUGAAUCCCUGAGGUUGUGGUACAAGAAUCACGAAUCAACCGGUGAAGAACAGGCAACUUGUCGGGCACCCGAGGAUUACGCUGGUAGAGCUCUCGUAGACAUCGAAUCACCUCUUCCUUGUGAUCAGCCAGCCAAGCCGGUCAGCACAAAUGACCCUUCGAACAAUGCUCGAAGUCCAAACGCUUUGCCUGACACUUCCACGUCCAUUUUUACCAUAGUUAGUGUUGGCCUGAUCAUCCUCAUCGUUUGCGUUUUCGUGCUGAUGAGAAGACACAGACGAAAAAUGAGACAGAAAGCUGAGAACGACGACGAGAAAGAGAACCAGACAGCGGAUGGUUACAGCACUUUUGUGUCUGACAACGCAGACGAAACUAGAAACACCCUUAUAGGAUCGAACACCCACACCGAGCCUUACCCGGCCCCAAAUGUCAACGGACAUAUUUUUCUAGACACGGAACCGCGGGAGAAAUCUUCCUAUCUCCCUGUGACUGGCCAGUAUCUGCACGUGGAGGAGCUCAAUCAUCCUUCCGAGUCGUCAUUCGAUACAAACAAGCCACAGCCGGCGCCCAAGGCACCGUCCUCUAUGCCUCCUCCCCCGCCGGUUUCACCAGUCUCGCCGGUGUCAUCGGUCUCGCCGGUCUCGUCGUCGUCUCUGCAGCCCGACGUCGUGUGCAGCCUUGACGUUGACGAAAGGGGGGAAACGGUCAUCACUUUGGGUCCGAUGUUUACUGAGGAUGACGAGUCAGAUCAUUUCGAGCAACCACCUCAAGAAGUCAUUUAUGCCAAACUGGACCACUCGAAACAGGCCCCUGAUAGCCCCUGUUAUUACAGAGGCUACAUAGCACCGCAUAACUUGGUGGAAUGUAGGACGUAGAACAAGUUGAACAAAAAUUAAACGUAGAAAAUGUCUGUCAAGAGAAGCAAAGUUGUGAGAGUGACACUUCAUCAGACUUACGAAAGCGUAUGACAUCUUCUUGUGCUUAUUACAGAGUAGUGAUUAACCCGUAAAAUCACUUUACUGGAAAAGUUAUUCAAUGUCUGUAUCAUAGCAGUUGUAAAAAAUAAAACUGUCAUAUGUGCCCCUUUUCUUUUAACGUGACACAUUGUAAAAUAAUUUAGCAAUUUUUGUGGGGAAAGGAACCAAGGCAAAGGGCUUUUGUUGGUAUUAGUAAUCUUCGAGCCUUAACUUUUCUUGAUAUUCACAUUCAAACUGCAUUUAUUGUGUGUUGUAUAUGGUUCGAGUAUUUUCAGGUGUAUGGAUUUUUUAUACUAGUUUUAGACAAUGUUUGGAUAACAACAAUGUCCAUACUUUCUAAAAUCUUAAUUAUUACUAGACAUCAAUCAUUUUAUUUCCCCAGACAUCACUUUAGUUUUGCAAUUACUUCUUGUUAGGGCCCAGGGCUGUGUAGUUUAUGCAGGUUACGGUCCUAUGUGACCAUGGUAAAUUUGUGUUUGAUAUUGAACAUUAUUUUGUACUUAGAAAAAAGUAAUCGGUUAAUCGAUAAUUAGCCAUGCUUUGCUGUGAAUUUGCCAUGGAGUGCUCAAGUUUUAGCUUCGGUUUGGGGUAGCACGAGUGUCCGGGCAAGCCAGUUGGGGCUAUAGCGGUCAUUUCCUCUUUCCGUUCGAGUGAUUGCUGCACCUGAAAUUUUCGGACGCAGCCAUAGCCGAUGAUUAGCUAUUUUUGUGCUUACGCCUCGGUUUAUAGGCCUUUACCACUUCGCGGCAGCAGCUGCAGCCUUAGAAUACAGUAGUUCUGUAGGCUUUUGUCAGUCGUAAUUUCGUAGUCAAGUGCUUAUAAUAGAUGUAGCUGUAACUCUGGCUGUCCUUACAUACUUGACCUUUGAUCUAUAUUUUUAUUUUAGGUGUCACAUAACACACAAGAAGUUGGUUUUUCUGCCAAAAUGAAUACCGUAGCCGAUAUAACUCAAUAAAUGAGUUCUAUUAAUAGCUAAUGAGGUACUAGAAUUUUGAUCAGUAAUUUCUUUACACUUUCAAACUUUACGCCACUUUUGUUAGGUUUCCUGUAAAAUCCAUUUCUUCCCAACAAAAUACAGGUUAGUCCCAUACUGGCCAUGAUCCUGGCCGCUAGCGGACAUAAGGCUUUUGAGAGCCAUUUUCUUUCGUCAUCGCAGUCCUGGGAAAAUGGUUUUAAUGUCUUGAAAAGAAAUUAUUCAUUAUACCUUGUGGUUUUACUCCGCUGUNAAAAAACAAACAAACUGCAGAGCCAUGAAUUAGAGAAAUAAAAAAGAGGAGAAUCCAAGUGAAACA